Ziziphus jujuba (common jujube) is the source of this 2265-nucleotide messenger RNA. RefSeq lists its product as uncharacterized. Lineage: Eukaryota; Viridiplantae; Streptophyta; Magnoliopsida; Rosales; Rhamnaceae. The record is from RefSeq and is a predicted model, not a curated record. The transcript is spliced from 3 exons. The coding region runs from base 975 to 2096 and encodes 373 amino acids.
CGUGUGUGAGGCACUCAGAAAAAAAGGAAAAAAAAAACUCUUCCCAAGAUUCCGUUGUGAGUGAUUUGUGAAUGACGACUUGAAACCCACCUGCAUUGGCUUUAUUUCUGUGUAAUAAUAUUCCACCGAUUCCCAUGUAAACAUAUAGUACUUUAAGCUUCUUUUUUUUUUUUCUCGUUUUUGCUAUAUAUCACUGCCACAUGUUGGUUGGUUCAAGUCUCAACCAUGCAAUUUUUAAACGUUUAAUGGAUCUGAACCUAAUCUCUACUACCUCUGCAACUCUCAAAAUUCCAUGUGUUUUAAGGUAUUCUUUAUUUCACUACCCAAAGCUCUCGUCUGCAAAACCCACCUGGCAUUUUUGCUUGUUUUUGGUUUUUUCCCAUCAUUUGGUUUUCUAGGAAGGGCUAGGUUUUAUGGGUUUUAAUUUUGAAGAUUAGUUAUAUCAUUCUGGAUAAAACACCAUAUGGGUCCCUUGCUGCAGUGUUGCAGGAAGGCUCAGAUAUUUUUGUAGUUUUCUGUGGAAAAUUAUUUUUGGGUUUUUGUUUGAUAGAACAAUUUUGGCCAUUGGAUCUUAAUUACUUGAAAAAGUAUACCGUAUGCUUUCUCUAUCUUGUAGUUAGGAAGGUUUUUAGAUUCAUUUACGGAGCCUUAUCAUUUAUGGUGAAGAAAAUUCAUUUUUCACUUCUUUGUUGAGCUUUCAAUGUUAUAGUCCUAAGUGGGUUGGUAUACCCAUAAGUGGCCAGUAGUAGUCUUUGUGGGGGCAUAGACUAGGACUAGUUCUUGUCUAGUAGAUCUGUUUCUGUAGCAGUCUAGAGAUCUAAAUGUGGAUAACAACUUAGAGCUUCCAAGAUUGUAUUUGGACGAUAUUGGUAUAUAUUCUUGGGAAUCUACUUUAGGAUAACAGAAAAUUGAAAAUUUGUGUAUAGUUUGGGCGGAAGAAAAAGAUUAAAGUGCUUUGUUGUGGGGGUAAAAAAAUGAGAUCCAUAGAGGACAAAGGAUGCUAUAAUCAUGGUCCAACGAAGGAGGUUUCAGGUGGUAGUGAUUUGAGCUUCGAGUUUCAAAAAGGAAAUGGAGGAGGUAACCGAACUUCUCAUCAUCGAACAGCCUUGGGAAAACCAACACCUUCCAAGUGGGAUGAUGCACAAAAAUGGCUGGUUGGGUUGUCAAGAGGUGGAGGAGGAGGAGACAAGAACCAAUCCAAAAACAAGCCUCGAAAUUCGAACGCCGAUGAUCUGAGACUCAUUGCUCCUGUGCCACAGAAAGAGCAGGAUUACUCAAGUGAAGAAGAUGAAGUAGAAGAAACAGGAAAUGGAUGUGCUGCUUCUUCAAUUGCAUCUCAAUAUGAUGUUGAAACAAAGAAGGUUGAUUGUAAUGAGUCAGUUUGGAGGAUCAAUAAGCCAAUGGCAAACUCGAUGUCAGCCGUUAGAUCAAUCUGUGUGAGGGAUAUGGGGACAGAGAUGACCCCUAUUGCAAGCCAAGAGCCUUCAAGAACUGCUACUCCUAUCAGAGCCACAUCUCCUAUACCUAGAAGCCCUAUAUGUUCGGGAUCUUCUACCCCCGUUAGGUGCCAACAUGGGAUGCAAAAUUCUGAGGGCUACCAGACAUGUCAAAUACAAAAUGAAGGUAGAUAUGAGGCUAAUGUUCCUGGCAGCAGAGGAGAUGGUUCAACCAGAAGGUAUGCAGAAGAAUCAGCUAACUUCAAGAAGGCUGAAAACCAGAACUCAGAUCAGGCUGGAAAACUGAACCCCCUCGAAACACGAGCAAUAGCUUGGGAUGAAGCCGAACGUGCCAAAUACAUGGCGAGGUAUAAGCGUGAAGAGGUGAAGAUACAGGCCUGGGAAAAUCAUGAGAAGAGGAAAGCUGAAAUGGAAAUGAGAAAAAUGGAGGUGAAAGCGGAGAGAAUGAAAGUUAGAGCACAAGAAAAAAUGACAAAUAAACUAGCAGCAACAAGAAGAAUAGCUGAAGAAAAACGUGCAAAUGCAGAGGCAAAACUGAAUGAGAAAGCUGUAAGAACCUCUGAAAGAGCAGAUUAUAUCAGAAGGACUGGUAAUCUGCCCUCUUCAUUCUCUUUCAAAUUACCUUCGCUUUGCUGGUAGCCACCAGAGCCAAAAAGCUGCAUUGCCUGAUUUUCAUAUUUAGUUAUGUAUCUGCCACCAGUUUAUUCUCUUGUCUUUGACAACUUUUUCAAUAUGUAUAUGUCUGAGCUUUAAUGAAUUCUUUCUGGUAUUUUGCCAUAAAUGCUAAGGUGAUGCUUGGUUGCAGAAA